AUGGAUUCUUCCGCGAUUCGCAAGCCUAAGGUCGACCUGCGACCUGCGCCUGUCAAGCCUACGAAGAAGGAGCUCGCAUCCUCUGCGCCUGCAGUUCCCAAGGCAGCGACUUCAUCUGAAGCGUCGGAGUCUCUGAAGGCGACAAACGAGAAAGUGCCGCUUAGUAGCACCCUCGGCAUUGAUGACGCGAAGAAGGAUAUGGUCGACGCAGCUCAACAUGGGAUCUUGACGCCUCCACCUGAAGGCGCGUCCUGGCCAAAGAGACUCCUUCACCAAGCAAAAGAGCUUUUCAAAUUCUACUGGAAUGGGGUGAAGCUUGUGAACUCGAACCGGCUCCGCGUCAAAGCCAUCCAGGCGCGCAUUAAGGGUGGAGGAGCCCCGCUUUCGCGGUGGGAGACGCGUUUCAUCGCGACCAACAGGCAGGAUAUCCUCAAACUCAUCCCCUUCCUGCUCAUCGUGGCUAUCGCCGAGGAAGUGAUACCUCUCGUCGUCCUCUAUGCUCCUUUCCUCCUCCCUUCCACUUGCCUCUUGCCCUCCCAGCGGGAACGUAUCAGCAACAAGCGUCGCGAGAAGCAGAAGACCUUUUUGGAAACAAUGAAACCCAUGUUCCAGGGCGUCCACAAUCAGGCACUCGCAAAUUCUGCACUCUCGGUCGACGUCCUCCUUGACAGCACCGCUACGCUCUCGUAUAGCGGCGUACUCUCCCUCUCCACAUGGGGUCCCCCUCCCAGCCGGCUGCGCAGAGUCAAGAAAUACCUCGACUCGAUCGCUGCCGAUGACACACUUCUUAUACGCGAGAACUGGGGCGAAAUGCUAAUUCCUAUUGAGGUCCAGGAAGCUCUUGAGGAGCGAGGAAUUGUCACCCAGGAUCUUUCGGCCGAGGCAAUGCGUGCGCGUCUUCGGUGGUGGUUGGCUGGGGUCAGCCAAGCUGGCAUUGAUCCCGUUCGAAGGCGCGUGGAGCUGGUUGCUGCCAACGCUAUUGGCAAGUACAACGCGUAA
Molecule: messenger RNA, 999 nt
Organism: Epithele typhae
Lineage: Eukaryota; Fungi; Basidiomycota; Agaricomycetes; Polyporales; Epitheliaceae
Exons: 5
Coding region: 1-999 (332 amino acids)
Biological process (GO): intracellular monoatomic cation homeostasis
Cellular component (GO): mitochondrial inner membrane
Molecular function (GO): ribosome binding
Source: RefSeq, a predicted model, not a curated record